This is a messenger RNA of Ilyonectria robusta, 763 nucleotides long. RefSeq names its product ankyrin repeat-containing domain protein. NCBI's taxonomy places the organism in Eukaryota, Fungi, Ascomycota, Sordariomycetes, Hypocreales, Nectriaceae. Gene Ontology annotation, molecular function: protein binding. Gene Ontology annotation, cellular component: cytoplasm; nucleus. The annotation marks the transcript as partial. The transcript has 3 exons. The record is from RefSeq and is a predicted model, not a curated record.
GCGCCGACGUCGAGGCGAAGGACACCGACUAUGGUCACACGCCGCUAUGGGUGGCCGCGGAGUGGGGACACGAGGCUGUCGUCAAGCUGCUGCUCGAGGCUGGCGCCGACGUCGAGGCGAACACGAGGCUGUCGUCAAGCUGCUGCUCGAGGCUGGCGCCGACGUCGAGGCGAAGGCCAGCUCUGGUCGCACGCUGUUAUGGGUGGCCGCAAAGAGGGGGUCCAAGGGCGUCGUCAAGCUGCUGCUCGAGGCUGGCGCCGACGUUGAGGCGAAGGACACCGACUAUGGUCACACGCCGCUAUGGGUGGCCGCGGAGAGGGGACACGAGGCUGUCGUCAAGCUGCUGCUCGAGGCCGGCGCCGACGUCAAGGCGAAUGAUGACGGUUGGACGCCGCUUUUGUGGGCUGCUGUGCACGGGCACGAGGCUGUCGUCAAGCUGCUGCUCGAGGCUGGCGCCGACGUCGAGGCGAAGGCCAACUCUGGUCACACGCCGCCAUGGCUCGCCAACUCUGGUCGCAUGCCGCUAUGGAUGGCCGCCGACAGCGGGCACGAGGCUGUCGUCAGGCUGCUGCUCGAGGCUGGCGCCGACGUUAAGUUAAAGGACACCGACUAUGGUGGGACGCCGCUAUGGCUGGCCGCAAAGAGGGGGUCCAAGGGCGUCGUCAAGCUGCUGCUCGAGGCCGGCGCCGACGUCGAGGCGAAGGCCAGGUCUGGUCGCACGCCGCUAUGGGUGGCCGCCGACAGCGGGCACGAGGCCGUCGUC